AUGGCAAAUAGCGGAGAAGAUACGAAAUAUGUGCCAGAUAACUCCCCUCUCCGUCAGCAUUGGCUUGGCCAACAGCUCCAAUCGCAACUGUCAACAUCUGGUCCGAUGGAAACCGCGCAAGCGUCCGACUCGAGCUAUCCAGGGUUCAUCCCAAUGCCUCAACUUCAAUUCUUGGAGUGGAGAGGUAUUCAUCAAUACAUUCCUCAGCAUCUUCCGAGACCUCGGCCUUAUCAGCCUAUUCCUGGCAUAGAAGCGUACUCGCAACCAGAUACGGAUCUAGCACAGAUGCUGCAGAAUACUCCGGAGCAGCAGCGCCAUCUACGUACCUAUACCUACCCACCCAUCUAUGCCGGAGACGUUGGCCCGCAGACACCCACUGCACCUUCCGAGGCGCCCAUGACAGAGCAACUUGGUGUUUCCGCUCAACUUCCGUCGCCCGAGACUAACGACCACAAUAACUCCGAUAACUCUCCCUCAGCAAGAAAUGGCGAUGAACCCGCCUCUGGCAAAGAGGGCAGUGACAGCAGCGAGAACAACUCAGCCAAUAGUAAUCAUCACAACGCCAUUGCCAUGAGCCUGGCACUCGAGCCUACCGGUCCUCGAUAUCUCGUUGCUCCUGGUGCUGCGAAGCCGUCUGCCAUCUUCGCAUCUCCCUCUACCUCGACUUCCCAGGCAUCAGUUUCGAAGAAGACUCAUCCCUGUACGGUAUGCGACAAGACCUAUGCGACGUCCAGUGGUCUGCAGCGGCACCUUGAGUCGCACAAGGGCACAAAGUACAAGUGUGGCAUUGAGGGCUGUUCGAAGAUGUUGAUGCGGUAUGACAGUGUGAUCAGACAUAUCAAGAAAGUCCAUGUUGGGAAAGCUUUCAACGUUAUCCGUAUUGAAGCAGAGCAGGCGGACUCAGAGCAUGCACAGCAGGCGAAUUAA
Cyphellophora europaea CBS 101466 is the source of this 927-nucleotide messenger RNA. RefSeq lists its product as uncharacterized. NCBI's taxonomy places the organism in Eukaryota, Fungi, Ascomycota, Eurotiomycetes, Chaetothyriales, Cyphellophoraceae. The transcript has a single exon. The coding region runs from base 1 to 927 and encodes 308 amino acids. Gene Ontology annotation, molecular function: DNA-binding transcription factor activity, RNA polymerase II-specific; RNA polymerase II cis-regulatory region sequence-specific DNA binding. The record is from RefSeq and is a predicted model, not a curated record. Gene Ontology annotation, biological process: regulation of transcription by RNA polymerase II.